This is a messenger RNA of Carassius gibelio (silver crucian carp), 6955 nucleotides long. Its product is annotated as neuropeptide FF receptor 1-like. Lineage: Eukaryota; Metazoa; Chordata; Actinopteri; Cypriniformes; Cyprinidae. Gene Ontology annotation, biological process: G protein-coupled receptor signaling pathway. The record is from RefSeq and is a predicted model, not a curated record. Gene Ontology annotation, cellular component: membrane. Gene Ontology annotation, molecular function: neuropeptide receptor activity; peptide binding. The transcript is spliced from 3 exons. The coding region runs from base 157 to 1395 and encodes 412 amino acids.
UCUGUGCUCUAUUUGAACAGCAGCCUCCAGAAUGAUUACGCAAACAACAGUAACGUCACCAACCACACCGCUAUCACCUACUACCCCUACUACCAGCACUCUCUAGCUGUGGCUGCCGCCCUGACCGUGGCCUACCUCUUCAUCUUCCUGCUGUGCAUGGUGGGAAACGGCUUGGUGUGUCUGAUUGUGCUGGAGAACCGGCGGAUGAGAACAGUCACCAACCUCUUCAUCCUCAACCUGGCUGUGAGCGACCUUCUGGUGGGCGUCUUCUGUAUCCCCACAACCCUGGUGGACAACCUCAUUACAGGUUGGCCGUUCACAAACACAGUGUGUAAGAUGAGUGGUCUGGUGCAGGGCAUGUCCGUCUCUGCCUCGGUGUUCACGCUGGUGGCCAUCGCAGUGGACAGGUUCCGUUGCAUUGUGUACCCCUUCCAGCCCAAACUCACCCUGCCGGUGGCCAAAGUGACCAUCGUGAUGAUCUGGGGGCUUGCGGUGGUGAUUAUGUGUCCGUCGGCGGUGACGUUAACCGUGAAGAGAGUGGAGCAUCACUACAUGGUCCACGAUGAAGACUACAACCACACAUACCCGCUGUUCUCCUGCUUCGAGAACUGGGCCAGCCCACAGAUGAGGAAAGUCUACACCACCGUCCUGUUUGCACACAUUUAUCUCAUUCCCCUCACCCUGAUCACGCUCAUGUACGGACGCAUCGGGAUCAAACUCUACACCACCUCUGUGAUCUCUGGGAACGAUCAUCAGGACAGCGCACAGUCUCACGGAGCCCCGCAGGAAGGAAGGCCGCUCAUUUCCCAAAAGAAGAUCAAAGUGAUUAAGAUGUUGAGUGUGGUGGCGCUUUUAUUCACGCUUUCCUGGCUGCCUCUCUGGACGCUGAUGCUCCUCACCGAUUACGGGGGUCUACAAGAAGACGAGCUGGAUCUUCUGAGCAGCUAUGUCUUCCCAUUCGCUCACUGGCUGGCGUUUUCCAACUCGAGCGUCAACCCUAUUAUCUACGGCUACUACAAUGAGAACUUUAAGAGGGGAUUUCAGUCUGUGUGUAGAACGCAUUCGUGCUGCUUUGACGGGAUGAAGGCGAGGAGCAGACCGCGACGGAAAUCAAGAGGAGAUGUGAGAGACCCUGUGGUCAAUUCCAACCCCUUGGCUUUUGGUGGAAGGAACCGGGUUUACACCGACGGCGAUGGGAAGGACUCCAGGACUUGUCUGGAGUUGGAGCACAGGAGAACAGCUCGGCUUUGUGAUAACUCGGUCUGCUCAAACGAAACAGGAUCCAGCGCAGGAUCCGGGAUAAAAGGGGUCACGAACCAAAAAGGGUUUCAGAUGGAGGAGGCAGAGAAAAUAAGUCCUGUCAGGGUGGGUAAAAACCAAGCUUGGGACCAGUAGAUGGAUUAUUCAUGCCAAGAAAUGAUUCCACGGAUCUUUAAAUGAAUCAACUGGACGAUUCGAUCAAGUUUGUCAUAUAAAGGUGCUUCACGAUGCCAAAGAAGAACCCUGUUGUCUAAAUGGUUUCAUAAAGAACCUUUAAAAUCUGAAGAACCUUUCUGUUUCACAAAAGCUGCUUUGUGGAGGUUCUUCAGACUAUAAAAAGGUCAGAAAGAGACGGUUCUUUGACUGUAUGGUUCUUUGUGGAACCAAAAAUAGUUCUUCUAUGGCAUCGCUGGGAAGAACCUUUUAAGCACCUUCUUUUUUUUUUGAGAGAGAGUGUAAAGUCCUAAAAAAAUCUCUUCUGCAAAACCAAUUUCAUUUUUAGACUCUGAAUCAUUUCGGUGACCGAGAGAGCUCAAUACACUGAAUGAAUGAGCUUUCCAUUGAUGUAUGCAGUGUUACGAUUGAACAGUAUUUGAAAUUAUUUUAAAAUCUGGAAUCUGGGGGUGCAAAAACAUUUAAAUAUUAAGAAAAUCGCCUUAACAGGUUGUUCAGAUGUUCUUAGCAAUCCAUAUCACUAAUCAAAAAUUAAGUUAUGAUAUAUUUACUUUAGAAUAUUUACAAAAUAUCUUUACUUAAUAAAAAAAAACUGGAUAAUUUUGACCCAUACAGUACAAUGUAUUGUUGUCUAUUGCUACAGAUAUAGCUGUGCUACUGAUGACUGCUUCUGUGUCCCAGCCAUGUUCGUCACUUUGCGUUUCCCGUAAACAGGUGGUCUGUGUUGUGUUGUGAGCAUUUGCAUCAUGUGUGUUGUCAAAUUGAUGAAGAUAUUUCUUAAUGUGCAUGAGUUUUUAAUGUGCAGCGCAUUGACCUCUCUCGGCCACCAUAGAAUCAACUCCUUUUUCUACAAGAAUAACAUUUUAACUCUAUUUUGUUUCAAUAUGCAAUGUUAAAAGAGGCUAAGGUUGUUUAUAAAAAAAAUAUUGUAUGGUAUUUUAUUUGAUUUCAGAGAUUCUACUGUAUAUAGCCAAAUUGUGCCUCUGUAAUCAUCUGCAUUAAACUUCAACGUUUCGACUUAAUUAGGGUUAGGGUUUAGGUACUUUAGUACCUUUAAGUGUACAUAUAAGUACCAAAUUGGUACAAAUUACUCUAUUUUGCAAAGUGCCCCAGUGACAGCUUUUAUAUCUUUAUUUUUUUUCUUUUUCUGAGAUAUCAUGCCAAAACUGUCACGCACCUGUAACCUAAACAUUCAACAGGACAAUCUGUGGGCUAAUUGGUGAAGGACUCCCUUUAAAACGUUUUAAUCUUUGCUGAUAUUUGAAUUGGAGUCCAAACUGUUUAUCUCAGCUGCGCUCACCGAAUGGGCCGUGUUUAUGUUUUCUCAAGACGGACUCGUGCAGCUGCUCAAAUGUUUGCCUGAGAUGUGCAUUUGUCUUGUUUGUGUUGUAUUUGUGCAGUGUAUGUGAACCGUCCAUGCACAAUACCAAAAGGGACAGAUGCUAUUAUAUUAUAUUAUAGCUACUGUAGAGAGCGAACAGAACAUGCAAGAAGAUGUUUAUAUUUUAGUGUUCACUGUGUGUCCUAAUUAGUCUGUGCCUAGUGGCUUAUGUAAGACAUGGCUUUUGCUUUUCUUUAGCGUGCAUUGAUGUCUGUUCUUUAUUUAAUGCUUUGAUAGCAAGGGGAAUUUGCUGUAAAUGGACUGUAAAAAGAACUAAUGUGUUCAGUUAAUUCUAUUAUCUCUCUAAAAGUGUACAUUACAUCCACCUAUCUAUAUUUGUCUGUAUACCUUCGGUUCAUGGGUUUGAAAUGAACUGGCCAAGCCCCACAGGAAACUGCAUUGGAUUUUGAACUGGAAUAACAGGAAGACUGCCACUUAAAGAAACUCUGCACAGUCUGAUCAUAGAGGAACUUUAUAAGCUCAACAAAGCAUGGUUUUUAAUUAAUUUUGCCUGUUUAUCCCCUGAGUGUAGAGUAAUUUUUUUCCCCUGUUUCUAAAAGUUCAAUUAACACGAUCAAGAAAAUGUUUGAAAUAAAUUAAUAAUUUUAUUCAGGAGGAUGCAAUGCAUUGAUUGAAAGUGACAGCAUUCUGCUGUCCUUUGAAACAUUCUGUUCAUCAAAGACUCCUGAAAAAAAGUAUCAUUUUUCCACAAACUGUUUUUAAUAUUGAUAAUAUCAAUAAAUGUUUCAGCACAAGAAUAAAUCACAUUUUACAAUAUAUUCAGAUGGAAAAUUGUUAUUUUAAAUUGUAAUAAUAUUUCACAAUAUUGCAAUUUUAGUGUACUUAGAUAAAUGCAUUCAUAUGCAUGAAAGUCUUACUGUCCCCAAUAUACAAGGCCAAAAAAAAAGUAUUUUUCUUUUUUUUUUUAAAAAAAAAAAAGCUCAUUAAAUUUUAAAAAGCAACUAUUUCAAAGAGAUACAUUCACCACUCCUAGUUUAUUAUCACACACAAACUCACAAAACAAAUGAUUUCAGAACAGACAAAAAACAUGUGAGGCUGUGAAAUGAAACAUUAUCCAUAUUUUACUAUAUUUGUUUCUAUGUGUCUUCAUUAAAUAGGUGAGUUUUGAUCACUCUUGUUACCUCUCUGCUGCCUUGGAACUGUAUCUAUAGAAAAAAAAAAACACAAAUUACACCCCAAAAUGUCAAAAUAAUUAGCUUGUCUCUGAGUAGGAAGCUUAACAAUUCCUUAUAGUUUGAACUAAUUAACACAGAUUUCCCAUGACAAAGUGAGCGUAAUAUAACAAGACAAACAGAAUAAAAGAAGAAUUAAGACUUACACUCUCUGACAGUCACAGUUCAUAAAAACAAAGUCCCUGUGAUAAGCUUAGUAAUAAUUUGCUUCAGUUUUAUAUAAUUAUAAAACAUAGAGCUCUCCAGUGGCGGAGCACAGAAAUCAUCAUUAUUUCAAUAUAAAAAGGUGAUUGACUAUAAAACAUUGCACCAAUUUAGUGCCUAAAACACAACUAAAUUAAAUUAAAUUCUUUUAAAUUGCAAUUGAGAUAUUUGUGAAUUAGAUCAAUUAAUGCAUAUAACAAUAACAGUAUAAUCAUUUGUGUAUUAUUCCUCUGCACCUCCAGGUAGUUUAUUAUAGGAGCUCACUAUAGCUUUAUUGAUUUAUAAGUUUGGAUCUGGUUUUCAAACCCCCCAAAAGCCAGAGACAUGCAGAUAGUGAUAAGAACUGGUUAAUAAUACAUUAAAAAAUAAAUUAAAAAGGCCAGAAGUCAGCAGCACAUAAAUGCCAGAAUGUAAAAUUAGUUUUUUAUGCAUUUAAAUGGUUUCACUUUUGUUUGAAAAAAAAAUAAUAAUAAAAUAAAGGAUUUUGCACUGUGCAUUAAAUUACAAAAAAACAAAAACAGACAUCAAACAUCAUAAGCUUGUGCCUUAUACUGUGUUCUCGAGUUUCACAAUAUUUUAGUGCAUGCAUCUGAGAGACGUUCUUUAAUGUGAUGCUAUACACACAUGAACACACUAAUCACCUUUCUGGUAAAAAAUCAGUCAUAGGGUCGAAACUAAGAUUAAUACAUCAUCUGAAAGCUGAAUAAGUAAGAUUUCCAUUGAUGUCUGAUUUGUUAGGAGGACAAUAUUUAAAAAAUCUGGAAUCUGAGGGAGCAAAAAAAAUCAAGAUACUGAGAAAAUAGGCUUUAAAGUUGUCCAAAUGAAGUUCUUAGCAAUGCAUAUUACUAAUCAAAAAUGAAGUUUUGAUAUAUUUACGGUAGGAGAUUUACUAAAUAUCUUCAUGGAACAUGAUCUUUAUUUAAUAUCCUAAUGAUUUUUGACAUAAAAGAGAAAUGUAUAAUUGUGACUCAUACAAUGUAUUGUUGUCUAUUUCCACAAAUAUACGUCUGUGCUCCUGAUGACUGCUUCUGUGCUGCAGGACACAAAUAGCCUAAACAUCUCACCAGAUCACAGUUCACUGUUGUUCUACUGAAGCUCAUUAGCCACAUGUUCCUUUCGCGCUCGUUUCACUUGCACCUGGUGCUGAAGUACCCAUCUAAAAAGUCUCACAUUUGAUGAUGGUUCCUCACCUUAAAAAAUGCAUUUCUUGAAAAUGCAAGAAAAAAAGGGACAAAAACAGCAUUUUUGAGAGUGUGGUCAAGCUUAGGUUUCUAUAUGUCCUUUAAGAAGUAAACUCUUCUGUAUUUUGCCCUGCGUUUCGGUUUUAUUAAGUAAAUCAAGUUACAAAACACUAUGAUCUACUCUAGUAGUAUUUAAUGCCACUUACUGGAAAUAAGGUACAAAUUAGGCCUAAAAAAACGAAUAAUUCAGUUAAGAUUUGUCAGCUUCUUCUGCUCUUUGUGUGAAUAGAUUGAUUAAUCAGUGUUUGACAUUGACAAGUGUUGUCCUUUGAGAUAUGAUCAGACUGUGCAUGUGUGUCUCUCCUUUGACUGAAAAUAACAGUUCUGUUAUAAAUCUGACAAAAAACCCACUUUAGUCUUUAGUUGUUUGAACCAUAGUCUGCACAAAUGGAUCCAAUGUUCUGCUAGAAAAUUGCUUCAGAAAAUCUAAAUAGAACUGUGUGCAGUGACCAAAGCCAUGUCUUGUAGCUUUCCGUCUCAUCAUACCUCAGGAUCACGGGCUAUUUUUGGAUAGCAUAUUAAACUAUUUCUGCUCUAAUGUGAAACUCCUGUAUUCAUCAUGGCACGAUGAUCAAACAAAGCACAAAAUAAAUCACCUUCUUUAUUUCUAAGCUGAUAAAUAGAUGGCAGGGUUGUUUGGCAUUAAGAAAUAAAUUCCAAUUUCAAAUCUAUUUCACUUCCUGAAUUUGAUGCCCUCAGGCCAUCCCAGAUUUAGACUAAUUAGUUUCUUCAUCAGAACAGAUUUGUAGAAAUGUAGCACUGUCUCAGUAACGUAUCCUCUGUAGUGAAUGGAUGCAAAUGUAGCAUAAACUACUUCCUACUUCCUGUUAAAAACAGUAGAGGACAUACUUUGUAUACCGUUCAGUAUUCAGAAAGAAGUAAACCAGUGGGAACUGUAUCAUGACAAAGCAAGAAUCAUUCGCUCAAAGCAAAAGUGCUCACCAUUAAAUGCAAAUGUAACUGUAGUUGGUGUUAAUUAUUAUUAGCUUGUGGCUAAUUUGUCGUGCUGUAAAGUUUACAAAAAGGUCUAGUGGCUAUGUAAGUUUUCUGAUCAGGUUUGUCUGAGCUGAAUUUCACUAAAGAUGAUAUGAUUUGUUUAGUGUCAUUAAUUUUGGGUGGAAGAUGUGCUUUCUUGUAGACUAAAAGCGUUUGAAUAUGUGUAGCUCAGCAAGGUCAGUAAAAAGCUUCUGAAGCAUUGUGGUUCAGUAAAAGCAAAACCAUCUAAUUUCGACUGUUUAGAGAAUUUGUCUAUGAUGAAUUCAAUUCAGUGUCUGAAAAUGCUCAAUUAAAGCUUAGUAAGCCACCACCUGGCAACGUGACACUAUGACACAGUUCAGCAUCAAGGUUUGUGUAAGAGCCAAGUAUGUUUCCGUUCAUUUCUUUUCUGUGUUUAAUCCAGCAAUUGCCACGCUGUACAAUUUGUCACGGAAAGCCUGAGUUGUUUCUUGUUGCUUUGCCUCCUAGCUUACUUUGGAAAUAAAAAGAGAAUAUUGUCCCAUAAA